Molecule: messenger RNA, 1240 nt
Organism: Aspergillus calidoustus
Lineage: Eukaryota; Fungi; Ascomycota; Eurotiomycetes; Eurotiales; Aspergillaceae
Source: the annotation of a GenBank genome assembly
AUAUAUUUACAAUAGUUCAUGAAAUAACUCUCCUCCACUUUACCAUAGGGAGUCUCGGCGCUAUGAUUGGAUUACUCUUGUGGCGUCACAAAUAUAGGAGCGUCUACAUAAACUUGGCGGGUCCUAGUCACCACGCACAAUUCGUCCACUGUUCAACUUGAAUCUCAAAACCUUUACCCCACAUUUCCUGGAUUCUCCACUGCCAGCAGCAAUUGAAUCUUCUUCUCACCCAACCUACUUCCUACACUUGCCAUUCCAACUAGACCACCGUAUACACAUCCACUCCAAACUUCAAGAACUCCCCAGUCCUCUUCUCCACAUUUCUCACCUGCCCCUUCCUAGCCCGCCCAUCCCUCAAAAUGGCAACCUGGCGCCCGCUAACCCUCGACGACAUCCCCGCUCUAAUGACCAUCGCAAACAAAAUCCACACCACCCUCCCCGAACGCCCCGAGAUCUUCGCCGAGCGGAUAACCCUCUAUCCCGCUGGCUGCCUCGCCCUUGAACAAGAAAACGAUAAGCAACUCAUCGGCUACGCAAUCUCACACCCGAUUCGGCGCGGCGAACCGCCAGAAUUAGAUAUGCUUCUUGGAGAAAAGUAUAUGCAAAUCGACGCUGGUGCACGCGAUGCGGCGUAUUAUAUCCAUGAUGUGGCGGUUUUGCCCGAAGAAAGGGGGAAGGGGUAUGCGGGGAGGUGUGUGGAGUUGCUACUUGGGAAUGCGGCUGCGAGGGGGUUUUCUGUUGUUUGUUUGGUUUCGGUUUAUGGGACGGAGCAGUUCUGGGGACGGUUUGGGUUUAAACGCGUGGAGGUUGGGGACGAACUCAGGGGGAAGUUAGAGGGGUAUGGUGGGGAUGCGGUUUAUUUGGAGAGGGAGGGAGUGUAGGCUACAAUAUGGGGGUGAGGGUUCUUUUGGACACAGACAUGCAUUGUCCAACUAGUAGUGGCUUGGUUGGAGCUGUAUGCUGUCGUUUUUGGCAGUGGGGGUGAUGGUGUGCAGUUUGCGUAUGAGCGACUAUGGGUAAGAUGUCAUAAAUAGUAUGCUGAGUCUUGUGUUCAUGAUUAGCUCCUAUCUUUGUAUCUCUUACGUCCCUAUCAACAUGGCUGAGGGGAAGAAUAUUGCUCUAGGGUGCACAAUCAUAUGGUUAAUCCAGUAUAUACCUAGCAGAGUACGGCGUCUCUUAGAGAGAUACAGUAUACUGGUCAUGAACCUAGCCUGCAUCUACCACAUCUGCCAUAUCUCCC